CAGAAAUCAGUCACCGAAUGCUGUGCUCAUACAACACGGACAUCGAAGAGCUUUUUGCAGAGAUCGACCACUGCUUGGCCACAAACCGAAGAAUUCUUCAGCAGCUGGAGGAGAAGUGUGGCCAUGAGCUCACAGAAGAGGAAUGGGGGAAGAUCCAGAGCCAGGCUCUGCUCCGGGAGACCCACGAAUGCUCCAUCUGCCUCACGCCACUCUCAGGGGGCAGUGAUGGUCAACGAGCCCCCUCAGGGUCGGGCUUCAGCCAGCCUUCCCGGAAGACAGUCCUCCUGUCCUGCUCACACACGUUUCACCACAUGUGUCUGCUGGCCCUGGAGGAGUUCUCCCCGGGGGACAGCUCUCCUUUCCACACGUGUCCUCUCUGCCGCUCUCGCUACCAAAAGAAAAUUCUUGAAAAUCAUUUGGGGACGGGUAGUUUACCCUAAGUUUGGAUGAAAUGUGGGCAUUUGGGUUAAGUACUACAGAGCAAUCUGUUCUCCAGUGAAGCACACUCUUAGUUACACAUGGGGACCUAACUCUUCUAAAAGCUGACAACCUAUCCAGUUUCAGUCACUGUAAAAAAAAAUUUCAAAUUCCUGAGUGGAUACAAACUCGAGUUUCAGAGCUUCUGUAAUUUACUGACUUGCUGUGCUUCCGGUUCAUCAGUGGGGAUUGCUCACAACAGUAAAAGUGCUCUUUUCUUUGAUGGUAAUCUGAUCAGCUGGCCUAUUUCCAGGCAGUUCGGAUUGGCACGACGUGGGCUGCCAGGAUGGUCACAGCACCCCACCUUCCCAGGCACACAGUUACCCACAUAAAGCUAGCAUCUGACAAACAAGCUGGUAGCCUGACAACACCCUUUAAGUGUCUUAACGCUACUUCAUUCCUAAUACUUGUUUUGUAGUAACUGCUUUAUUUCUAUGUGAUAAACUACUGUUAUAGUUCAGCAUUUUGAAUAUGUAAGUCCAAAAUAGAAAAAUAAAAUAUGUAGUGGUACCCAACAUCAGAGACUAGUAAAUCACAUCUUACUGACUUGGAGCCACACAUACUGUUUUAACUCAAACAUGAAAAAAAUCAAUGA
This is a messenger RNA of Manis javanica (Malayan pangolin), 1072 nucleotides long. The record is from RefSeq and is a predicted model, not a curated record. NCBI's taxonomy places the organism in Eukaryota, Metazoa, Chordata, Mammalia, Pholidota, Manidae.